AUGUCUCGUGUUCUCCUCGAGUUGCGCCGCAGCUCAGCAGAGCUCAGUUUACAUCAAAAUGAUCCACAGAUCCUCCAUUCAUUGAUCCGAUCAGCCCCUCACCAGCUGGAGGGAACCCCCCCCCCCGCCCCCAGCAGCCCCCCCAGAAUAACCUCCAGGCGCGAUGAGGCGAAUAACGGGAAGAGAGAAGGAGGAAACUUUGAUCGAGCUGCAGAGCGCGCCCGACUCCCAGACUACAGAAGAGAGCAGUGAAAACCACGUCAGCUCUUCGUCUGAGAGAGCGCCACUGCCUGGACAUUCUGAAACGGACAGACUCCAGCCCAACAGAGACACGGUGUUCUUCAGGGACGGAGUGCGGAGGAUAGACUUCGUCUUAUCUUACGUCGACGAUAAAGAUGAAAGGAAACAGGAGCGGAGGAAGGAAUUUGAGGCCAACCUUGAAAAGUCAGGUCUGGAGCUGGAGACAGAAGACAAGGCGGACUCCAAAGACCAAAAAACAUAUUUCUUGAAGAUCCAUGCUCCGUGGGAUGUCCUCGCCACCUACGCCGACGUCUUGAAGAUCAAAGUUCCCUUCAAAGAGAGCGACUUCCCUCACGGUCGAGAGGCCCCGCUCAACUGGAUCUCACAUCCUUUCCGCCUGCCGGACCACAUCAUGAACCCACAGCCAGAUUAUUUCACCUACCACUUCGAAAAAAACAAGGUGGACUUCUUCCUCAUCCGCGACAAAGAGACUUUCUUUCCACCAUCAACAAGAAACAGAAUCGUGUUCUACAUCCUGGCUCGUUGUCCGUACUACAGUGAAGGUCGGCAAGACAGAGAGAAGACGGGAAUCAAGCGAUUACUCAGCAACGGGACGUACACGGCUGCCUUCCCUCUCCACGAUUGUCGAUACUGGAAAAAAUCGAGAAAUGCAGAGUGUGAAAGUGAGCGCUUCAACCUGUACAACCAUUGGGCGAGGUUUCUCUGCUUUUAUAAACAGCAGCCUCUGAACCUCAUCCGGAAGUAUUAUGGAGAAAAGAUUGGGAUCUACUUCGCCUGGCUGGGCUUCUACACGGAGAUGCUUUUCUUUGCAGCUCUCAUGGGUCUUAUAUGUUUUACGUAUGGAGUGCUGAGCUACGAUGACAACAUUUCAAGCAAAGAGAUCUGUGACUCUGUGAUCGGAGGCAGGAUAGUGAUGUGCCCGCUUUGUGACAGGAAGUGCCCGUUCUGGAAGCUCAACUCCACGUGCCUCUCAUCCUGGCAAUCCCAUCUGUUUGAUAAUGAGGGAACCGUGUUCUUUGCCAUAUUUAUGGGGAUUUGGGUGACUCUGUUUCUGGAGUUCUGGAAGCGGCGUCAGGCUCGACUGGAGUACGAAUGGGAUUUGGUGGACUUUGAGGAGGAGCAGCAACAACUUCAGAUCCGCCCGGAGUUCGAGAUCAACUGCACCAACCGGAGGCUGAACAAGAUCACACAGGAAAUGGAGCCGUAUCUUCCGGUCCACUCCAGAUGUGCUCGGUACUUCCUGUCUGGAGCCACCGUCCUGUUCUGGGUGUCCCUCAUCGUGGCCUGUAUCAUCGGGGUCAUAGCGUACAGGCUGGCCGUGCACGCAGCCUUUGCGAGCAUCAUUAAAGACCCGAUGAGGAAGAUCCAGCUGGUAGGCAGGUUCAUCACUCCACAACUGGCCACCUCUGUCACCGCCUCCUGCAUCAACUUCGUCAUCAUCAUGAUCCUUAACUUCUUCUACGAGAAGGUGGCCGUCUGGAUCACUGAUCUGGAAAUUCCCAAGACUCACCUGGAGUACGAGAACAGGUUGACGAUGAAGAUGUUCUUGUUCCAGUUUGUGAACUACUACUCGUCCUGCUUCUACGUGGCCUUCUUCAAAGGCAAGUUCGUAGGUUAUCCAGGUGACUACUCGUACAUGUUCGGCAAAUGGAGCAGACUGAGGAAUGAAGAGUGUGACCCCGGCGGCUGUCUGAUCGAGCUCACCACCCAGCUGCUCAUCGUCAUGGUUGGAAAACAGCUGUGGGGAAACAUUCAAGAAGCUCUGCUGCCGCUGAUACGUAACUGGUGGAGCAGCAGAAAGGGACACCACAGUCCAGACAACCGUUACAGCCGCUGGGAGCAGGACUAUGUUCUGGUGAACUUCAGCCAGCUGGGUCUGUUCCACGAGUACCUGGAGAUGGUGAUCCAGUUCGGCUUCAUCACUCUGUUUGUGGCCUCCUUCCCCCUGGCCCCCCUCCUGGCCCUGGUCAACAACAUCCUGGAAAUCAGGGUGGACGCCUGGAAGUUCACCACCCAGUUCAGGCGGCCGAUGGCCUCAAAGGCUCGAAACAUUGGAGCAUGGCAGGAGAUCCUCAACGCAGUGGCCAUUUUGUCUGUUGUUACCAAUUCUUUCAUCAUGGCGUUCACGUCAGACAUGAUUCCUCGUUUGGUUUACCUCUACGCCUACAGCCGACAUGGCAACAUGGAGGGCUACAUCAACAACAGUCUGUCGGUUUACAACAUCUCACAGAUCCCGCUGCCCAACAUGCCUGAGGACGACUGGCACCAUAACUCCACCAGCACGUGCAGAUACCGGGACUACCGCUACCCUCCUGGCCACGAGAGGGAGUACACGCACACCAUGCAGUUCUGGCACAUCCUGGCAGCCAAAAUGGCCUUCAUUAUUAUCAUGGAACACGUGGUCUUUGUGGUGAAAUUCUUCGUGGCAUGGUUGAUCCCCGAUGUCCCGUCAGAUGUGAAGGCUCGGAUUAGACGAGAACGGUUCCUGGUCCAGGAGUACCUGCAUAACUACGAGGUGGAGAAGCUCAAACUCCAGCUGAGCGCCAGUUUCAUCACAGAGCCGUGCUCGGACUGGACACUCAGGCCCGACAAGCAGGAAAUGCUCUCUGAGUGUCUCACCUGAUGCUGCUGACGGUUCACUGCUUUAUUUUAUCUGCAAGGGCUUCUGGCUUUAAAAUACAAACAUCAUUUCUUUACAUGUACCUAACACUUCAUGAAGAG
This is a messenger RNA of Nematolebias whitei (Rio pearlfish), 2982 nucleotides long. It is a transcript of the gene ano5b, whose product is annotated as anoctamin 5b. The record is from RefSeq and is a predicted model, not a curated record. The transcript has 20 exons. The coding region runs from base 164 to 2884 and encodes 906 amino acids. NCBI's taxonomy places the organism in Eukaryota, Metazoa, Chordata, Actinopteri, Cyprinodontiformes, Rivulidae. Gene Ontology annotation, molecular function: chloride channel activity; protein dimerization activity. Gene Ontology annotation, cellular component: plasma membrane. Gene Ontology annotation, biological process: chloride transmembrane transport.